UCUUGGCGGCGCCGGGGCGAUGAGCGGCUCGAAGGCGAGGGCGGCGGCGGCGGCGCCGGAGAAGAAGCCGCCGCCAGCGGCUGGGGGGCCGCUUAGCCGCCUGCGGGGGCGGCGCGGCUCGGCCGAUGCGGCGCCGCGGCCACCGUGGACCGAGUCCGAGUUGCUGGCGCUGGACACGGUCCGGCCCGAGCACGUCCUGGGGCUGUGCCGGGUGACGGAGAAUUAUUUAUGCAAACCCGAGGACAACAUUUACAACAUUGACUUCACCAGGUUUAAGAUCCGGGACCUUGAAACUGGCACCGUGCUGUUUGAAAUUGCAAAGCCUUCUGCCCCAGAGCAAGAGGAAGAGGCUGAGGAUGACAGCGGUGAGCUGGACGCUAGUGCAGGCCGCUUCGUUCGCUACCAGUUCACCCCAGCCUUCCUCCGCCUGCGGACCGUGGGUGCAACGGUGGAGUUCACAGUGGGAGAAAAGCCAGUGUCAAACUUCCGAAUGAUUGAGAGGCAUUACUUCCGAGAUCGCCUGCUGAAGAACUUUGACUUUGACUUUGGCUUCUGCAUCCCCAGCAGCAGGAACACCUGUGAGCACAUUUAUGAAUUCCCUCAGCUCUCAGAAGACCUCACCCUGGCCUUGGGCUGGCCCCGCCGGCUGCACACCGUGUACCAGACCGCGGAGCUGCCGGAGACACACCAGAUGCUGCGGCAGACGUGUCGGGACUUCGCAGAAAAGGAGCUGAUGCCUCUGGCGGCUCAGCUGGACAGGGAGCACCGCUUCCCGGCCGAGCAGGUGAAGAAGAUGGGCAGCCUAGGGCUGCUGGCCAUGGACGUGCCAGAGCAGUACAAAGGAGCAGGCCUUGACUACCUGGCGUAUUCCAUUGCUGUGGAGGAGAUCAGCAGGGGCUGCGCGUCCAGCGGCGUCAUCGUCAGCGUCAAUAACUCUCUGUAUCUAGGGCCCAUACUCAAGUUUGGCUCUGAGGAGCAGAAGCAGAAGUGGAUUGCUCCCUUCACCAGCGGGGAGAAGAUUGGGUGCUUCGCCCUCAGUGAACCAGGAAACGGCAGCGACGCGGGCGCGGCUUCCACGGUGGCGCGGCUGGAGGGUGAGGAGUGGGUGCUGAACGGCACCAAGGCCUGGAUCACCAACGCCUGGGACGCCUCGGCCACCGUGGUGUUUGCCACCACCGACAAGGCCAUGAAGCACAAGGGAAUUAGUGCGUUCCUGGUUCCCAUGCCAACUGCUGGGCUGUCACUGGGAAAGAAAGAAGACAAGCUGGGCAUCCGAGCCUCUUCCACUGCCAACCUGAUCUUUGAGGACUGUCGGAUACCCAAGGCCAACCUGCUGGGGCAGCUGGGCAUGGGCUUCAAGAUUGCCAUGCAAACUCUGGAUGGAGGAAGGAUUGGCAUUGCCUCGCAGGCCCUUGGCAUAGCACAGGCAGCUCUGGACUGCGCCGUGGACUACGCCGAAAAGAGAAUGGCCUUUGGGUCACCCAUCACAAAGCUGCAGGCAGUGCAGUUCAAGCUGGCAGACAUGGCUGUGGCGCUGGAGGGUGCACGCCUGCUGACCUGGAGAGCUGCUAUGCUGAAGGACAAUGGGAAGCCCUUCACAAAGGAGGCAGCAAUGGCCAAGCUGGCUGCGUCGGAGGCGGCCACAGCCAUUGCUCACCAGGCCAUCCAGAUCCUGGGAGGGAUGGGCUACGUGACGGAGAUGCCAGCAGAGCGGCACUACCGGGACGCUCGCAUCACCGAGAUCUACGAGGGCACCAGCGAGAUCCAGCGGCUGGUGAUCGCUGGGCAGCUGCUCAAGGCCUACCGAGGCUGAAGGUGCUGCUGCAGCAGGCACUGCCCCAGAGAGCCUCACCACAGCGCUCAGUGGCUGAGGCCUGGCCCUCCUGAUUGAGGCUGAUGAUGGAAGUUUCCUCACCAAUGAGUAACUGACCCUCUUGUUAACAUGUGCUGAUUCUUCUUUGGAGAGUUCUGUGCCUGGGAGGCUGCCUUAGGGCUGUGAGGGCAGGAGGGAAGAGUGGACCUGUCCUUGUAGCAGGGCACAGGCCUUUUCUUAAACUUGGAGCCUGGCUUUGGUAGUGACCUUUGCUGUUCAGUGAAGGCAGGAGCUCUCCUUGUGGGCCCUGCUCUGGGUUGAUACUGCCUCCUCUGCUCAGCCUUCCAUGAAUUUUGGGCGUGGGACAGCUUGGAGUGAGCUCCUGUGUGGAUCCAGGCUGUGUCGAGGUAACCCUUGCCGCAGGAGAGGAGGCAGAUGGGAGGACACAGCUACUACCUGUGCCCAGGGGAGCUCUUGCAUCACCUGUGGUUGGUUGCCUCUAAACACAAAGGUCAGAAACGUGCCCUUGCUCCUGCCCUGCAGAGCCGGGCGGCCAGCUCACUCAGCCUCUCCUGGUGCAAAGCAAAGGACAGAGCAGCAGCAGUGCCUGAGACUCUGUGGAUUUUUAACACCAAAGCUGCUCCCUAAGCUGCUUUUACUGUGCAGACGACUACCCCACAGGAAAGAAGGUGCAUGGAGUGGCAGCAACAGCCUUUAAUCUCCAUCUUGUGGGCAAUGAGGAGGAAAGGAGCAGAUGACACAGCAAACAUUACCAGGAAGCUUUAGUGGUAGCACAUACCCUCAGUCAGUGACCCUUGGCAAGAAAUUAACUUUGAGAAGGUCCAACGGCCAAAAGAAAAGGUUUAAACUCUGGAAACAAGCUUAAGACUGCAGCCUGUCUGGUCCCCUUGUCCAAGGAGGAGUCCACUAAAUGGUUAUUGUCCUGCGGUGCCUUUUAUUUAGAGUUGUGUGGAGAGAAACACAGAACUCUGUUCUACAAAAGAACAAAGAAGCCAAAUAAAACCUGGUUCUAAAGGACCACCCGCUCCCCACUUCCUUUUGUAAUGCAAAUGCGAAUCAAUUGAGAACAUUUACCUCUCCUCAGAGGAGGCAGAAGCAGAAAGCAGCA
Molecule: messenger RNA, 2942 nt
Organism: Dryobates pubescens (Downy woodpecker)
Lineage: Eukaryota; Metazoa; Chordata; Aves; Piciformes; Picidae
Gene: ACADS
Product: acyl-CoA dehydrogenase short chain
Exons: 13
Coding region: 20-1813 (597 amino acids)
Biological process (GO): butyrate catabolic process; fatty acid beta-oxidation using acyl-CoA dehydrogenase
Cellular component (GO): mitochondrion
Molecular function (GO): flavin adenine dinucleotide binding
Source: RefSeq, a predicted model, not a curated record